Molossus molossus (Pallas's mastiff bat) is the source of this 1523-nucleotide messenger RNA. It is a transcript of the gene TMT1A, whose product is annotated as methyltransferase like 7A. Gene Ontology annotation, molecular function: S-adenosylmethionine-dependent methyltransferase activity. Bases 331 to 1065 code for a protein of 244 amino acids. Lineage: Eukaryota; Metazoa; Chordata; Mammalia; Chiroptera; Molossidae. The record is from RefSeq and is a predicted model, not a curated record. The transcript is spliced from 2 exons.
AUCAUUGGAAGACCUGGACAGGGAGUCAGUGCAUUCCCCUUCUCCAAAGAGAAGGGGAAGGAGGAACAGAUUUGGAAUGAGGGACUGGAAUCACCUUUCCUUCUAAAGAAAAGCUGGGAACUUUCUCAUUUGCUUCACGAGUCAACUUUUGCCAAAUGUUUAUUAAUUGGGUGAAAUGGGCGUUUUGCCCAGCAUCUGACCUAGCUCCAGCUUUCUCUUGUAGCACAGCCUGUUCUCUCCUCUGAAGCUGACUGGCUCCGGAGUGUGGCCGCUCAACUCCUGCUAUUAAAGGAGUCAGCUCCCUAAAUCGUGUUUUUUCUCUUCGGAGCCAUGGCUCUUACCAUCUCUAUCCUCCAGCUGGCCGUCUGCGCCCUGGCAUUUCCUAUAUACCUGCUGAACUUUCUGGGCUUGUGGAACUGGAUAUGCAAAAAAUGUUUUCCCUACUUCUUGAUAAGACUCACUGCAAUGUACAACACACAGAUGGCGAGCAAGAAGCGGGAGCUCUUCAGCAACCUGCAGGAGUUCGCAGGCCCCUCCGGGAAGCUCUCCCUGCUGGAGGUGGGCUGUGGCACCGGGGCCAACUUCAAGUUCUAUCCGCCUGGAUGCAGGGUGACCUGUGUUGACCCCAAUCCCAACUUUGAGAAAUUCUUGAUCAAGAGCAUUGCCGAGAACCGACACUUGCAGUUCGAGCGCUUCGUGGUGGCUGCCGGGGAGAACAUGCACCAGGUAGCGGAUGGCUCCAUGGAUGUGGUGGUUCUCACCCUGGUGCUGUGUUCGGUGAAGAACCAGGAGCAGAUCCUCCAGGAAGUGUGCAGAGUGCUGAGGCCGGGAGGGGCUUUUUAUUUCAUGGAGCAUGUUGCAGCUGAGCAGUCAACCUGGAAUUACUUCUGGCAACAGGUCCUGGAUCCUGUUUGGUUCCUUCUGUUUGAUGGGUGCAACCUGACCAGAGAAAGCUGGAAGGCUGUGGAGCGGGCCAGCUUCUCCAAGCUGAAGCUGCAGCACAUACAGGCCCCGCUGUCCUGGAAGCUGGUGCGCCCUCACAUCUACGGAUAUGCUGUGAAAUAGCGCGAGUGGGGAGUAGUGCUGAAUGAAUGGCUCAAAUACUUUAAGGCUUCAGUUUUACACUUAAAAUACUAAUUGGGAGAAGAGAAACCCUUUUUUAAGUAAAGUCGAAUUUCAACCCCACAAGUUUAUGUUAUACCCUAUCCAGCCAUUUUCUAUUGUUUUCCAAAGAAUCUGUCCACGUUAGGUUGCACUGCUGUUUUCUGAUUUUAUUUAGGCUACACUUGGAUUUGAGUUUACUUGCAUGUUGUUUUCUUUUACAACACCUAUGAUCGUUUGUAAAUAUGUAUUUCUAUGAGCACCUGGAAAGAAAGAUCUGUUUGUUCUCCUGGCAUAUAAUAAGUGCUUAAUAGAUAUUUGUUGAACAAAUUAAGUAAACAAAACAAAAACAGCUUUGAACUCUCCUUUAAAAGGAAACCAUGAGCCCUGGCCGGUUUGGCCCUGGUUAGAGCAUCGGCCUA